AUGGAGAAGGAUGGAAAACUUAUGAUUGCUCAAAUAUAUGUUGAUGACAUUGUGUUUGGAGGGAGGUCAUACCAGAUGGUGGAACAUUUUGUCAAACAAGCGCAAUCAAAAAUUGAGAUGAGUCUUGUUGGUGAAUUGAACUAUUUUCUUGGACUUCAAGUGAAACAGAUGGAUGACUAUAUCUUCAUCUCUCAAAGUAAGUGUGUCAAGAAUACAGUAAAGAAGUUUGGUAUGGAAAAUGCAAGUAAAAAGAGGACACCUAGUCUUACUCGUGUGAAAUUAUCAAAGGAUGAAAAAGGUAUUGAUGUUGAUCAAGGCUUAUACAUAAGUAUGAUUGGUAGUUUGAUGUACCUUACAACUAGCAGACCCGAAAACAAGUCACAUUAA
Messenger RNA from Vicia villosa (hairy vetch), 387 nucleotides. RefSeq lists its product as uncharacterized. The record is from RefSeq and is a predicted model, not a curated record. Lineage: Eukaryota; Viridiplantae; Streptophyta; Magnoliopsida; Fabales; Fabaceae. The transcript has a single exon. The coding region runs from base 1 to 387 and encodes 128 amino acids.